Molecule: messenger RNA, 1770 nt
Organism: Dissoconium aciculare CBS 342.82
Lineage: Eukaryota; Fungi; Ascomycota; Dothideomycetes; Mycosphaerellales; Dissoconiaceae
Exons: 2
Coding region: 1-1770 (589 amino acids)
Source: RefSeq, a predicted model, not a curated record
AUGUUCGAAGCCCUCUACGAAAAGCAGAGUGUAGCCAAAGUGUUCGGAGUCGUGUUCAAAGAAGAACUUGAAGCUUGUGGCUUCGAAAGUGACGCUGACAUUGCGGAACGUCUUUAUGCUCAGUAUAAAGACAGACGACCCAAAGACUGGACUGUCAUUUCCGAACCUCCUCGUAGCCUAAGCGAAGAUCGGCGAAGAGCAAUGCUGAAGCAAAAGAUCAUGUCAAGUGCCGAAUGUCUUCACCUACACCUGCAGGGAUCCGGAACUAUCCUUUCCAAAACUCAAGCGAAGGAGGGCGCUAGGCAAGAUCGAAUUCGCAUUGAUAAAGUGACGAAACCAACAAAAUCCAUGGUCAAUACACAGGCCUUGGCCAAGCGCAAGACAGCCAAAGGACAGCAUUUCCCAACAACACCACAUCUUAGGGAUGACGGCAAGACUAUCGACGUAUCGCCUCGCGGAUUAGCCAAGAUUCGACGACCUGUUUUCCCAGUCACCGAAGUCGAGGCACACCUCGACACCAUCCAAUCAAACGGAGUUCUGUGGCGAUUUUUUAUAGACCAAGGACCCACAAGUCGGAACAGCAGCAACGGCUUCACUUCCCGCAAGCACUUUGGGGUACAGUCUCUAUAUGAUGACGAUCCGGGCCCUGCACACAGUCACUCUGUUGAUAUAUUCCACCACCUGGACCGAAACGUCAAGUUUCUCUCGCCAUAUGUCGGUUGCAGUAACGUACUGAUUUGGUCUAUCGUAAAUGCGUAUAAGAAGAAGCUCGAGCCAGGAAACAAUAAUGUUUCGUGGGCAAUCAUCGAUCGACAGCAAUUUUCUAAACAUCAUAUUUUCCACGCAAAGUCAUACCGCGAAGCUCCUGCGAAUCAGCAUCUCUUCAGCUACGGUGGUCAUCGAUGUCCUACGAUCUCCGAAUUUCUGGUCUGGCGCACGAUCCCAAAACAAGCGAUACUGCAAACCAUCACUAUCAAUGAGCUUUGUCAAGAAAUUGAGAAUGAUUCAGACAUGAAGAGAAUUUUCCGUCUGGAGAAGCUUUUUCGUAAGAGAGGGCGGAAAGACGUUGAACCUACUCUCAGAGACGAUCUCAAGGCCGACCAGAUUCCGCUUUCUUCUGAAAGAGGAAAAGAUACAGUGUCUGGGAUUGCCAAGUUCGUGCUUCUAACAGGCGUAGGAUAUUAUCCUUCUGGCAUUCGACACGUCGUCUCGGACAUCAUCCACGGCUUUUGCAUCCAACCUCAGAAAGGAUCACCCGAAGAUUGGUUUGCCCUCUCCGAGCAAUUUCUAAACGCUUUAACUCUACACGGUAGCUUAGCAUUGUCGCAUUUCAAUCGAGAUAAAGCAAGAAUCGCAUUCCUGCAGGGAGUCCAAUUUGGCUUUGCAAGCCCCAACAUUGCGCACAAAGAGAUCAGGAAAUUGCAAAAGAGAUGGGCGGAAGUCGGGCUCUCUUCAUUACAGCCCAUUCUCAACUGCGAGAUGAAAUUGAUGGCCGCGAGACAUCAGGAACUACUCAUCUAUAAUCAAGCUGUACAUCAGCAGCUUGAGCGACAUCAGCAAAGUCUCGAGUCAGUGACAGCAGCAAGAGUUCGAGCUAUUGCCCCUGGAUUCAUGCCUGUAGAACGGAGUAGGUAUUUCCUGCAACCCGGUCUGGCCCAACCGGAAGAUGAAGUUGAUAGCGAUAUGGGGGAUGACAGUGCCGACAAUGAUAGUGAGGAUGACAGCGAUGUGGCCUACGAUUGGCGUGACAAUCUUAUGCAGCAGAUGUAA